Zootoca vivipara (common lizard) is the source of this 957-nucleotide messenger RNA. RefSeq names its product thyroid hormone-inducible hepatic protein-like. Gene Ontology annotation, cellular component: cytosol. Lineage: Eukaryota; Metazoa; Chordata; Lepidosauria; Squamata; Lacertidae. Gene Ontology annotation, biological process: regulation of lipid biosynthetic process. The record is from RefSeq and is a predicted model, not a curated record.
CAAGGAACGCUCACACCUAACGGUCCUGUUUGCAAUUCAGCUGAGAUCCCCCCGAGGCAAGCUUUAGGCUCACAGGAGUCUCUCCUCUCGCAACCAUGGAAGAUUACUUCUCCGCAGUCCGCAAGAUGGAGCAAACAGUGAUGUUCCCCAGCAUUCUCCAGGGCGUUCCUUUGGAAUGGCAGGACAGCACGCCCGAGGCUGACUCGAGUGGCAAAGAUUUGUAUGACUAUUACAAGCUGCUGAAAUCCAUCAAGCUGAUGGUGGAAGGGGGCUUAGUGCCUCUCGAUAACCAGAACCCCGAGGUCGCCACCCGUCUGAGAGAACAGGAAGAAAAAGAGAGGCAGAACCUUGAAGGCUAUUUCUAUUACCACGCGUCCAGCUUGUAUCGUGUCCUCGCACAGCUGACAAGGAGAGCCAUUGCUGUCACCUCCAAAUACAAUGAAAUUAUGGGGCAGAUUAACCAGGGCGAAAUUCACCUCGGCUGAUGAGAAAUGCAUGGUGCAAAGAGCAAAGGGUUAUUCUGCCACUCUCUCCCAGAGUCGAAAAGCACGAAGCAAACAUGUCUUGCCAUACGUUCUUCCAGAGGACUUUCUGGUGCAACAAGCUGUGUGAUACGGAAAAUACUUGACGAUUUCAAUUCCUGAUACCUGAAUUGAUAGGGUAUAUAGAGUGGGAGGGAAGUUUAAAUUUUUUAAAUGCAUAUUUAAUAUUUUAUGUAACCCGCUUGAUGAUUGAGUGGCUUAUAAAUCUAACAUAACAAAGUAAACUAAAUGCCAAACAUGUCUACGGCCCGAUACGAUUCAAAGAGGAUGUUUACGUAUUUUGAAAUCGGCUCAUGUUCUACUGAUUGCAUUGUCUCCGCUGGCUAAUACUUGCAACCUACUUCCGUAAAGGUAAACUUUAUUUUAUUGUUUUGUACAUAAGUGAAUUUUGAGCCGAUUGGCUCAAUGUCAAUAA